GCGGAGGAAGGAGGACAGAGCAGGAAGAGCAGCGGCUAGGCGGCGGCGGCUGAGUCCAUAGGGGCAGAGGCGCAAGCGACAGCUCUCGGGGGUGGCAGCGGCCCCGGGCGCAGGAUGCGGGUCCGGGUCGGGCUGACGCUGCUGCUCUGUGCGGUGCUGCUGGGCACGGCCUCGGCGUCUUCGGAUGAAGAAGGCAGCCAGGAUGAAUCCUUAGAUUCCAAGACUUCUCUGCCAUCAGAUGAGUCGGUAAAGGACCACAGUACAGCAGGCAGAGUAGUCGCUGGUCAGAUAUUUCUUGAUUCAGAAGAAGCAGAAUUGGAAUCACCUGUUCAGGAGGAGGAAGACAGCCCCAGGAGCCAAGAAGGAGAAAGUGGCACAGAAGAAAUCAGUUUUCUAGAAUCUUUAAAUCCAGAAAACAAGGAUUAUGAAGAGCCAACGAAAGUACAGAAACCAGCUUUGACAGCCAUUGAAGGCACAGCACAUGGGGCACCCUGCCACUUCCCUUUUCUUUUCCUGGAUAAGGAAUAUGACGAGUGUACCUCAGAUGGGAGGGAAGAUGGUAGGCUGUGGUGUGCUACAACCUAUGACUACAAGGCAGAUGAAAAGUGGGGCUUUUGUGAAACUGAAGAAGAGGCUACUAAAAGACGGCAAAUGCAGGAAGCAGAAAUGAUGUACCAGACUGGGAUGAAAAUCCUCAAUGGAAGCAAUAAGAAAAGCCAAAAAAGAGAAGCAUAUCGGUAUCUUCAAAAGGCAGCAAGCAUGAACCAUACCAAGGCCCUGGAGAGAGUGUCAUAUGCUCUUUUGUUUGGUGAUUACCUGACACAGAACAUCCAGGCAGCUAAACAGAUGUUUGAGAAGUUGACUGAGGAAGGCUCUCCCAAGGGACAGACUGCCCUUGGCUUUCUCUAUGCCUCCGGACUUGGUGUUAAUUCAAGUCAGGCAAAGGCCCUUGUAUAUUAUACUUUUGGAGCUCUUGGAGGCAACUUAAUAGCCCACAUGAUUUUGGGUUACCGCUACUGGGCCGGCAUUGGAGUCCUGCAGAGUUGUGAAUCCGCACUGACUCAUUACCGUCUCGUCGCCAAUCAUGUUGCUAGUGACAUCUCACUGACAGGAGGCUCCGUAGUACAGAGAAUACGGCUGCCAGACGAGGUGGAAAACCCAGGGAUGAACAGUGGGAUGCUAGAGGAAGAUUUGAUUCAGUAUUACCAGUUCCUGGCUGAAAAGGGGGAUGUGCAAGCACAGGUCGGUCUGGGACAACUGCACCUGCAUGGAGGGCGUGGAGUGGAACAGAAUCAUCAGAGAGCGUUUGACUACUUCAGUCUAGCAGCUAAUGCUGGCAACUCACAUGCUAUGGCCUUCUUGGGAAAGAUGUACUCAGAGGGAAGUGAUACUGUGCCCCAGAGCAAUGAGACAGCGCUUCACUACUUUAAGAAAGCGGCUGACAUGGGCAACCCAGUUGGACAGAGUGGGCUCGGAAUGGCUUACCUCUAUGGGAGAGGAGUUCAAGUUAAUUAUGAUCUGGCACUGAAGUACUUCCAGAAAGCUGCUGAGCAAGGUUGGGUGGAUGGGCAACUCCAGCUUGGCUCUAUGUAUUAUAAUGGCAUUGGAGUCAAGAGGGAUUAUAAACAGGCCUUGAAGUAUUUUAACUUGGCUUCUCAGGGAGGCCAUAUCUUGGCUUUCUAUAACCUGGCACAGAUGCACGCCAGUGGCACCGGUGUGAUGCGAUCGUGCCACAAUGCAGUGGAGUUGUUUAAGAAUGUAUGUGAACGGGGCCGUUGGUCCGAGAGGCUUAUGACUGCCUAUAACAGCUAUAAAGAUGGCGAUUACAACGCCGCAGUGAUCCAGUACCUCCUGCUGGCCGAACAAGGCUAUGAAGUGGCACAGAGUAACGCAGCCUUCAUUCUCGACCAGAGAGAAGCAACCAUUGUAGGUGAGAAUGAAACGUACCCCAGAGCUUUGCUGCACUGGAACAGGGCCGCCUCUCAAGGGUACACGGUGGCUAGAAUCAAGCUUGGAGACUACCAUUUCUAUGGCUUCGGCACCGACGUAGAUUACGAGACUGCAUUUAUUCAUUAUCGCCUCGCGUCUGAGCAGCAACACAGUGCACAAGCUAUGUUUAAUCUGGGAUAUAUGCAUGAGAAAGGACUGGGCAUUAAACAGGAUAUUCACCUUGCAAAACGUUUUUAUGACAUGGCAGCCGAGGCCAGCCCAGAUGCACAAGUACCAGUCUUCCUAGCACUCUGCAAAUUGGGUGUCGUCUAUUUCUUGCAGUACAUACGAGAAACAAAUAUUCGAGAUAUAUUCACCCAGCUUGAUAUGGACCAGCUUUUGGGACCCGAAUGGGACCUUUACCUCAUGACUAUCAUUGCAUUGCUGCUGGGAACAGUGAUAGCUUACAGGCAGAGGCAGCACCAGGACAUGCCUGCGCCCAGGCCGCCGGGGCCACGGCCAGCACCGCCGCCACAGGACGUGCCCCCGGAGCAGCCACCACCACAGUAACAGCACCGUGGCCAGCCUCGAUCAGUGACAACCAAGGGAAUCAUUUGCAGUCAACACCGGCGUCUGAUUUGGGACUUUGGCUCAGUGGCCACCUCCUGGAAGAGGCACAAGGAAGGUUGAAUUCCUAAAGCUGCUUAGAAUCUGAUGCCUUUAUUUUCAGGGAUAAGUGACUCUUACCUAAACUGAGUUAAUUUCAGUGCCGUUUGGAAUAACAACUCUCAGUGGCUUUCCUUUUUUUGUUUGUUCUGGAAACAUAUGUGAGACACUCUAAGUAAUGUCUACUGUAUCCAAUCUUUCUUGGGUCCUUCCAGUCAUUCUCAGUGUGCAUCAGUUCUCCAAUCAACCAUCUUUAAGGUCUUGUGCAUUGACACUAAAAACUGAUCUCUGUGAAAAGGAAAACCCAGUUAAUCGCAAGUUUAACCUUAAAAUGUUUGAAAGUCUGGAAAUAGAACUUGCUUUUUAGGUAAAAAUCAAAACAAAACAAGUCUUCAAUGUGUUUCGGAACGGCCAUAGGAGAAACUUUCACCAAUCCACACGCAAGUAUACAUUUUUAGCACACUUGUUAUUUUAAAAGGGAAGGAAGGGAGGUUUCUGAAUGCUGGUGAUUGUCAUACUUUAUACCACACUUCUCUCCUUCAAAGACCGAAAGGCCUUGUUAGAGUUGUGUGUGAGCUGCAUUUCUUUGGAAUGGAAUGUCUAUAAAACAUUGUCAACCGAGUCCUUGAGCUAACACGGGCAUUUGCCCCACCCACUUAAUGUAAUUUGCUUGUUUGUUUUGAGUAUACAGAGCUUUGAUCUGGAAGCCAGAGGAUGGACUAAAUGGGAGAAAUUAGAAAGCAAUAUUAUAGGACUCUGCUUGGGGUACCAGGGUCAUAGAGAUUCUUCCCCCAAAGUUGACGCAUUUGCUCCCAGGGUUUAUUUAGUUUGCAUUUCUUAUUGCAAAGGAACAGAUCAUCCUCCCGAAUUCUUUAAGUAUGAAAUGUUGUUGCCGGAUGUGGCAUACAGUGACUACCAUGAUAAUACUAAAACUGAGACAGGGAAUCUAGGACGCAUGAGACUCAGUGGUUGAGGAAAGCCAAAGCCUGUUCGCACUGCUCAGGUAGAUUUUCACUUCUGCAGUUGUACGUUCCAAUAGAAAGAGCCUCUUUCUUGCUUAGCUCUCCUAUUCCCCACCCUCCCACUGUGGACACGAGGAAAAUCAAGGCUAUUCCACUUGAGAAUUGUCUGGUUAAAUUGUAUGGAAAACUCCAACGAAGAAAACUUGAGAACUUCACAUAGCCUACAAAUGAAAAAAUUAAAUGGAAAUUUGUAUUUCUUCCCAUUGUCACAUGGUGGUGUUCACCAGCCUAUAUCUGAGGCUAUGUUUAUACCUAAGCAAACUUUCUAGGCCCACUGACCUCAGUCUGUUUAUCUUAACCUUUAUACUCUCUUUCCACAACCUCUCAUCUGCCAGAAAACCUGAGGAGUUUAUUACCUGUAGAGUGGUAAGACUUUGCUUCUUGAAGUUGGGAUUGUAUUUAGAACAGAUUUAGUCUGUAAUGAACAUGAGGGCUUUAAAUGUGAAGCUGUGUGCUUUUUUUGUUUAGAGUAUUAGGAGAAAGCUGGUGAGCAAUCUUUCCUCCCAGAUAAUCGCCUUCAACUUUGAAGAGGCGGUCACAGCGAGAACCCUGUGUCUAAAAGCAUAUCUGAAAGGUGGGAAAUGUUACCCUCAAGAAGUAUAGUGCCAUUUUGGGCAGCUCUUGUGAAUAUCACGGCUUGUUGGAUCUCUUACACUUAGAGAUUCGAGUGCAGUGGAUGGGAUCUGUGGGCUCCUCUGCUGCCUCCCCCCACUCUGCAGAGUCAGUAUGACCCACACUUCCUUUCAGAGGAACGGUUUUCAUUGAUUUAAAGUUUAAAAACCUCUGAGACGACCAAACUUCCAUUUUUUCCCCUCUGCCAUCCACCUCAUUUCUCCUUUAGCAGCAUUUUUCUCUCUAUCUUUACUUACCUCCAUCAAUCCUUUGAAAAAGCAUGUCAUACAACAGCGUGCACUAACUACUCCCGAAAGCUAGAUGGGAAAGGGCAGUCAGUUUACCACUUGCCCUGUCCUUUUAUUAUUAAUAUUUCAAAUAUCCCUUUCUUAACUUUUUUCCACUUCCUGUUUUACCCUCUUUUGCUGCUGGAAAUUCGAACAGUGUAUUUAAAAGAACUUAGUUCCUAUGGCUUCGUGUCAUCAGUCCUUAUGACUAUCUCAGAAUACUCUGCUCCCUUCUCCCCGUACCCAAGCCAAUAGGAACUGGUUUGGUGUUUCUCCUAAAAUAAUACUCAAUCUUUAACCUAAUCAAAUGGCAUCCAUUUGAAUAAAAUGACAGUAACUAAAGCUAGUUAAUGUCAGUGACAUGAAACUAACUCCAGGAUUCAGGAGUUCUAAUGGUAGCAUUUAGAGUUAGCAGACGGAGCGAGGCUUCAUUUCUCCGCGGUAGCCCCUCUCUCCCGUCCCGUUUCUAGUCUGUCCGCUUAGCUCGCACUCGCUCGUGCGUUUGGUGGUGGUUCACUCGACUGUUUCAGAGUCUUGAGACUCCGUUUUGCUUCCAUUUUGUGGUGCGAAGGUAGCAUUGGUGUUUGGGUUUGCUUUUUUCUUUUUGUGUUUGAAGUUUUCAUUUCUAAUUUCUGAGUGAGGUGUAUCUUAUUCUUGGUUAUUAUUCAAAGGCACAGAAGAAGUAAUUCAAAACUCCUUUUUCAAAGUUUGUUAUUAACACUUAAAUGAGAUUAACAUGUAUUAAUCUUAAUACUCUUGACGGUGUGUUACCCUUGUGCACAUAAGGUUAAUUUGUGAGAGUUUUACUGCUGAGCUGUUUUAUCUCCGUACCAUUGGGAAGUUGUAAAAGCUUUCACGUGUGAUCUGGCAGUGAUCUGAUGCUUUAUUUAAUUAAAGGGCUGCCGUUACCUCCAGGAAACAAGUAUUCUGUACAGGAUUUUUUCCUUGCUUUGUUUUUUUCUUCCUUGGGUCCUCAUGUUUGUUCUUCGGGCCAGUGUGUUGGAGGUGUGCAUGCAGGCCUGUAAAUGAAGACCACAACUCCUCUGUGUGUAGCAUGUGUAUCAUUGUCUGGCUACAUCUGCAAAACACUUCCUGUACAGAGGUUUGGACUGACAUUUCACAUCCACAUUUGAAAAUAAAAUGCUUCCAGUAGAGCAGACCCUUUACCUGCCAGGAAGGGCAACGUGGACUACAUUUGCCCCAAUGACAUCUCGUAUUUGUUUUGAAAGUGAACUUAAUACAUGUUGCACAAUAUUAUGACUAGAGGUGUGCAAGAAAUAAAGCAAAAGAAACUUCUAUUUUCAUGAAGAUGUUUUUUAUCAGCCAUUGCUCUCAAAUAUAAAUGAAAAUAAAAAAUUUCUGAAUACCAUGUGAUCUGAGGCACUACCUAAUUUUUAAUGUGUAGCAGUCAUCAAAAAGAAACUAAAUUUCUCCUUCCACUUGAUAUUUCAAGAAAAUUUAAAAUGUCCCAAAUAAAAAUGAUUUGUAUUUUAAAGUGACUAUUUGCACAAGUAAAAAUCUGAUGUUGUUUGCAUGAGAAGGGCGUCUUGGUUAUUACGUGCAAGGAGACAUCUCACAUGUGCUGUUUUCCUACUUGGAUCGACGAGCAAGCUGGCACUGUUCUCUUUGAUUCAAAGAAAUCAGUGUCGAUAUGAUCAAGGUGUAACCACUAUCAAUAUUCAGGAAAAGUUUUGAAAGACCAUAAGCUGACAUUGGGAGGAACACCAUGGUAGACUUUUUUGUAAAUUUAUUUUGUAUUUAAUUAAAUACAGUAUAAAGGCUGGUGAAGUGUAAUAUAAUUGUGUAAACAAACCCUGUUAAUAGAGAGAUGUACAGAUUCGUUUUGUACUGUAUCUUGAACCUUGUGAAAUAAAGACUCCACCUCUGGUUA
Miniopterus natalensis is the source of this 6407-nucleotide messenger RNA. RefSeq names its product SEL1L adaptor subunit of SYVN1 ubiquitin ligase (gene SEL1L). Gene Ontology annotation, biological process: ERAD pathway. Gene Ontology annotation, cellular component: endoplasmic reticulum membrane. Lineage: Eukaryota; Metazoa; Chordata; Mammalia; Chiroptera; Miniopteridae. Gene Ontology annotation, molecular function: protein binding. The record is from RefSeq and is a predicted model, not a curated record.